AUGCCGGAGAUGGAGAGUUCCAGUCCAGAUCCGGCAGACACGAGCUUCUUUCCGGCAUCCGCCCAAGUGAGCUUGCUUCAGUGGGUGGAAGCGGGUGGGAUGCUGAUCUCGUUCUAUGGAGGAAGCAAGACGGACACCUUCUUGAAUUUGAUCUUGGGCACGGAUUUUGCCCGUCCUUCUUCUUCGUCUUCUCCGUGGAGUAACACCGGCCAGUACACCUUUGGGAGCACCGUGGCCAGCAGCCUGGCAAGUCCCAGUGCGACCAGCAGCUGGGACCUCAGCACCAGUGGGGCCAGUCCCAUCUACGGAAACACGUCUGACGCCGUAGUCUUUCGCUACAGUCGGGUCAGUGGCGUGGUCUGGGGCCUUGGUUGGGAUUUCUAUGAUUCAGGCUCAGCAAAAGACUUUGGGACUGAAGGGAGCCACCCUGAUUGUACAGCAAAGGACAAUGACUUUGUUACUGUGUUCACCACUGUUCUCCAUGAUUUUUCAUCGAGUGCUGUGACCAUAGUUUCAACAACAAGCAUCACAACCCUAACGACGACAACACUCACCACUUUAACCAGUACUAGCACCCGUUCUGGCACUACAAGCACCAGUUCCAGUACGAGUAGCAGUACUACAAGUAGCAAGACUACGAGCAGCAGUACUACAAGUAGCACCACUACGAGCAGCAGUACUACAAGCAGCACCACUACGAGUAGCAGUACUACAAGCAGCAGUACCACGAGCAGCAGCACGAGCUCCAGGUCCACCAGUUCAACUUCGACUAGUACCACCACAAGCACCAGCAGCAGUUCCACCACUAGUUCAAGUUCAAGCAGCACCACAACUUCCAGCACCAGCACAAGUUCCAUCAGCAGUUCAAGCACGAGUAGCACUUCCACAAGCAGCUCAACAAGCUUCAGCACCAGCACAAGUAGUAGCACGAGCACUAGCACCAGUUCAACUACCACCAGUUCUACGACCAGCACCAGCACACUGUCCAGCAGUAGCACUACAAGCACAAGCUCAGAUACUAGCAGCAGCUCAUCCACCUCAACUACCAGCACAAGCACAAGCUCUAGCAGUACUAGCACAAGCUCAAGCACAAGUAGCCAUACAAGUGCCACGAGCUCAAGCACCAGCUGGACCACACUCACCAGAAGCAGUAGUUCCACCACAAGCUCCAGCAGUUCAAGCUCCAGCACCAGCAGCACUAUGUCGACCUCGGAAGCCAAGCCCAUCAGUGCUGCUCAGCUAGAAGAGAUGGAAGCUCAACGGAAAGAAGAAGCCGCUGCAGCGGUUCAAAAGGUGGAGGCUGCUGAAGAGGCUGCAGUUGCCUCUGCUCUCAACCAGCUCUUUGACCAACCCCGUGAUCCUAGUGCGCCACCGGGCAUGCUGGGAGCGACGACCGUGAAGACUGAGACAGGACCCGUGAAGGUCGCGGCGUUCUCACCGGAGGCAUUGGCUAGAGCUGGGGGUGUGGCGCGUGUGGGAUCUGGCAGGAAUGGAGAAGAGUCAGCAGCGGAGCUGGAGGUGAGUUCUGACCUCUUGGCAGAAGCAGCUGCCUCCUCUGGCAUCAGUGGUCCUAUCCUGCUGAGUAUGGGAAGCUUGAACGAUCAAGCCGUAGCAAACCUGAAGACAGAUCAUCCCUUAGCCCAAGGACGGCGCUUGGCUUCUGCUUUGAAAUCGCAAGCUGUGAGCAUCAACUUUCGUGAUGAGACUGGGAAGAAGAUCUCGGUGAAAAAUCUUCAAACGCCCAUGAAAAUCAUCCUCAAGGUCCAAGAUGCUAGUGCGCGCUGCGCCUAUUGGGAUGAAGUGAACAGCCAGUGGUCCGAAGAGGGAGUCACCACUUCAGAUGAGGUCGCUCCGGAGUCUUCCAUCAUUUGCCUGACCACUCAUCUCUCCCUCUUUGGAGGUGUUGUUAACGCUGUGGUGAGAAACGUUGCCCUCGCCCUCGAGUGCAGCACCCUAUCAAGUGUCAUGGAUGACGCCGCCUUUCAGAAGCUCUUUGAUGGGGAAUGGCUUGCGAAACCGCAAUCAGUCGUCAGCAUCCUCUUUAUGAUCAUUUCUAUCGCGUCCGUCCUGGUUGCUUUGAGGUGUGACCACCAAUCAGAGCAGCUCCUACCCUCACAAGACCGAGAAGAGAUGCUGAUGCGUGUGAAAGCAGGGCAGAGCGAGGAGGAGGAAGCAGGAGCCGAACCUGAAGCAAGCUUGCAGCAGACGCUCUUUCAGCAGGUCCGAUCUGCUGCAGAGCAAGUUUUGGAUUUCCUGGCACAAGCAAGUGGAGGGAAUGGCUUCUUAGAGGCGGUGAAGGAGGGCGUGGCCAAUGCGCAGACGGCCGCUGUGAACCGUGGGCUCAGUACUCUUCAAGCCUUCAGGAGUCGGACGGACCAAGCCAGCAUGAACAUCGUCCAUCUCCACGGCGAGAGCCAAAAGGAUCCGCCCAGUGACGUUCAGCAUGCAAAUAUGGCCAUCCCCCGCCUAGAUGCGCACAAUAUGGCCUCCAGGAGCCUGGAGGCAGGGUGUUGCCAGCCCAUCACCAAGUCGCCCAGCGGUUCCUCCUUCGGAAGCUCCGAUCGGAGCUGUGAGGCUGACCAAGAUGGUGACCUCAGCUUGGAAUCCUUCGAGGAUCUCUCAGCCAAGGAAAUCGCGCCCCCGCGCCCCACGACUCUGCCGCCCUGCAGCAACCAUCCUACGCCACCCACGCAGCGCGCGCCCAGCGCUUACAGCGAAAUGGAAGUGGAGCCCAUGCGGUUCAGCAGGCCUCGGGCGAGCAUCCAGGAAGGCUUUCGACAGAUGCGGCAAUCCAUCCAGAUGGUGAUCCAGAAUCUGACUCACGCCGAUGCCUUGUAUGAGAAGGUGAGCAAGGACAGACGAGGUGCUGCCCAAGAGUACCUUCAACGUGGCUGGCUCCGACGGGUUUUGCUGCUCCUACCGGCGGGCCAUGCCUGGCUGAAGAUUCAACGUUUCAGCAUUGUGCUCCCCUACUCAGUGAGAGUGGCGCUGAUUUGCAUGAAGUUGAUCAGCUGCGGCUUUCUGAGCGCACUGUUCUUCGCUUCUGCCGCACCUGCACCUGACGCAGAUCCAGACUGCGCUCCCCCAUCGGAUGAGUUUGCAAAGCUGGUCCAAACGGCCACCGUUGGAAUUGUCUCCGCAGUGUUGGGAGAUGGUCUGAUUCUGGUGCUCUUCUUCACGCGCAAGCUGCGAGUCGUAGAACGACCCCUUUGGACAGAAGAGAUGAAAAGCAGACAGCGUUGCUGGUGGAGGGUAAGGAGCAUUGUCUUCUGGGUGGUUGCGGUAGCCUACAGCAGCUUUUGUCAGCUCUACAUUUGCCUAUUUCUGGCCACAGUGAGAGACGCAGACGCGCAACAGUGGCUUGAGAGUGUGGGUGUCAGCCUUCUUCAGGACUUGUUGCUAAAGCCUUUCCUUUUCGCGCUGAUCGUGGCAAGCAUGUCUACCAUUGUUCUUGCCUGCAACGCGCGCGUACGGAGGAAGCUUGAAGCUCAGUGGUUGGAAGAAGAGAACAAAGUUCAGGACUUCAGAGACAGUCUCAGAUCAAUCCGAUCAAGUCGAAAGCAAGUGAAGAAGCAGGCCAAGGAGGCAAAGAAUCAGGAAGCAGCUGAGUUCUCAGUGGUGCUCCCAGGCAUGCCAAGCUCAUAUUAG
Molecule: messenger RNA, 3648 nt
Organism: Durusdinium trenchii
Lineage: Eukaryota; Dinophyceae; Suessiales; Symbiodiniaceae
Source: the annotation of a GenBank genome assembly